GUUGGAGACACACGCUCAACACGCACAAUUACCCUCACCUCCCUAUUUCUACGCGCCCCUCGCGUCGCCGAAGCUCGACGCACCCGAGGAGACGCAGGAUGGCGUCCAACAAGAAGAGCAGCCUCACGGGCUACAUCCCCGACAUCCUCAUGGCCGCCGCCGCACCUCUCAUAGCCUACUUCGUUAUCCGCAAUCUCCUCGCCCGCCUCGACCCCGAUGCCCAGCAGAAGGAAGAAGCUCGCGCCAAAGCCUCGGCCGCAACACGCAAACUCGACGCCAUCUUGACCAGCAAGCGCCGGAAGAGCUAUGGCGGAGAUGACAGCGACGACGAGACCGACUCGCGGCACACGCGCGCACGCAUACAAGACCUCAACCUGAGCACCUACGAGCAGACCAUCGCCAUGGAGGUCGUUGCGCCCGAGGAGAUCCCCGUGACAUUUGACGACAUCGGCGGCCUCGACUCCAUCAUCGAAGACCUCAAGGAAUCCGUCAUCUACCCGCUCACCAUGCCGCAUCUAUACGCACACAGCUCCUCCCUCCUCAGCGCACCCAGCGGCGUCCUGCUCUACGGCCCACCCGGCUGCGGCAAGACGAUGCUGGCAAAAGCCCUCGCACACGAAUCCGGCGCCUGCUUCAUCAACCUGCACAUCUCGACCCUGACCGAGAAAUGGUACGGCGACAGCAACAAGCUCGUCAACGCGGUAUUCAGUCUCGCCCGCAAACUCCAGCCUAGCAUCGUCUUCAUCGACGAGAUCGACGCGGUGCUCGGCCAGCGAAGAAGCGGCGAGCACGAAGCAAGUGGCAUGGUAAAAGCAGAAUUCAUGACCCACUGGGACGGCCUCGCCUCCUCCACCACCUCCGGCACCGCCACCCCCCAGCGCAUAUGCAUCCUCGGCGCCACAAACCGCAUCCAAGACAUCGACGAAGCCAUCCUCCGCCGCAUGCCGAAAAAAUUCCCCGUCGGCCUCCCCUCCGCCCCCCAGCGCCAAAACAUCUUCUCCCUCAUCCUGCGCGGCACCAAAAUCGACGCCCCGAACUUCGACAUCGAGUACCUCGUUCGCGUGUCCGCCGGCAUGUCGGGCUCGGAUAUCAAGGAGGCGUGUCGCGAUGCGGCGAUGGGGCCUGUGCGUGAGUUUAUCCGCAGGAAGAAGGCGGAGGGUACGUUGGGGAGUAGUAGGGGGGUUGCGCAGGGCGAUGUGAGGGGGCUUAGGAGUGAGGAUUUCUUUGGGAGGGGGAGGGGGUUGCGCGAGGUUGGUGUGGAUGUUGAGAGGGGGGUGAGCGCGAGGAGGAGUACGACGACGGUGCAUACCACGUCGGAGUCUGGGGGGGUUAGUAGUGGGAGUAUGAGUGGGAGUGGGAGUGGGAGUAGUGAGAGUGUGGGGAGUGGGGGCGAGUCGAUGUAUCAUGAUGGUGCGGAUGUGGAGGGGGUGGCGGCUAGGUGAAUGGGUGGGAAAUGGUAUUUGAGCUGCUGGUGUACAUUUGGGCGGCGUUUUGGCAUGGUGUGAUGAAUGAGGAUGAGGUCAUGUGUAUAUGGCGUUUUCGCGCACGAAUAGCUACUGUAAAUGCUGGCAUGGAUAUGAAGGCAAUUCAAUCAUGAUCUUAUAC
Molecule: messenger RNA, 1605 nt
Organism: Dothidotthia symphoricarpi CBS 119687
Lineage: Eukaryota; Fungi; Ascomycota; Dothideomycetes; Pleosporales; Dothidotthiaceae
Product: AAA-domain-containing protein
Exons: 4
Coding region: 99-1442 (447 amino acids)
Cellular component (GO): mitochondrial outer membrane
Molecular function (GO): ATP binding; ATP hydrolysis activity
Source: RefSeq, a predicted model, not a curated record